UACAAAUUUUUUUAUUGCACAUACAUAACCUUAGGAAAAGAGGGGAGCGCUGUAGAGAAGGAAAAAAAAAAAAAAUAAAGUGAGAGAAUAAUAACUCGUGAAAAAAAAUAUAUCGACAGUGGUACGCAUCAGAGGUGACCGCCGUUGACGGUGGCCAAAAAUCUAUAACAAGAGAAAUGGCGAGCUAUGUAUGGAGAAAAUAUGCAGAUUAUUUGUACACAAAGUGGGAGAAAACAUUUCUCUGGGACAUGGUCGAACCUUACAGAAGACCUAAAUCCUUCACUCCUGUUGUUGUUACUUAUGUCGCUGCUUUCUACACCGGAGUCGUUGGUGCUGCCAUCACUGAACAACUCUACAAGGAAAAAUACUGGGAAGAGCAUCCUGGGAAAGCUGUUCCUCUCAUGAAACCAAUGUUUUAUGGGGGUCCGUGGAGGGUAAUGGGGGGUCAGGUUCCCAAAUAUGAGUGAAAAGCUCUUGUGGCAGGUUUCAUGCUUAGUUCCAAAUCACCACAUUUUAUUUCUGUUUAUAGUAAAAGAAUGUUUGGUGUCAACGAAAAUGCACUAUUAUUGCAUAUGUAAUUUUAAGGCAAAAAAAAAAAAUAUCAGUGUGUUUUCUUUUCUCUUGGCUGAUAACAUUGCUGAAAAAUAAGAUAGUUUGAUUCCAAUGAAAAUGAACUUGUUUUGACACUAAGGUGUGGAUUUAUGGGAUCACUGUUUGUAUCAUCUGCAUUCAUACAAUAGUGGACAGAGCGAGACUUCACUCAAUGCAAAUAGGUCCAAAGAGACCACAAUUCUUUAGCCCACAGAAGUUAGGCCACAUCACAAGAGAACCUUCCUAACUAGAUGACAUCAUUUUGCUUCAGGUCUCUUUGUCAUGUUUUCUUCUCAAGUGUACGAAUUUCCAUUUUAGUUAUAAGCUUUUUUAUUUUCUGUUAGCUGAAUGAAAAGGACCACUGUAGAUGUGAUACAAAAUUUGCUUGGCUACAAAUUGAAUUCCAGCUAAAAACAUGUUGUUUGUAAUGACACGUGAUAACAUAAACCCCAUUGUUCUGCCUAUUGCUGAUUCAAUACCUGUGCUGCAGAAUACAAUAUUUGAAAUAUUAUCUGUUA
Messenger RNA from Cicer arietinum (chickpea), 1109 nucleotides. RefSeq lists its product as uncharacterized. The record is from RefSeq and is a predicted model, not a curated record. Lineage: Eukaryota; Viridiplantae; Streptophyta; Magnoliopsida; Fabales; Fabaceae.